AUGGAUUCCUUGGAUGGAAUAUCAGGAUUUCUCAGAUUUAAUGCAACAGAUUCGAAUAAGAAGGUACACAUUUCUUCUAUUGCUGAUGUUUCUAUUGGUAACGAUUGGAAUGCUGAGGUUAUAUACCAGAUUUUUGGUCUUGAUUUGGGAAACCUUAUACUUCAAAUUCCUAAAAUUCCCUAUCCCUUUUCGGAUCAGGUUUUUUGGAAACACAACCAAAAGGGCAGUUUUUCGGUUAAAUCUGCUUACUGUAUUGAUCAAUCUUGGAGGUUUGCUCCGGAAAGGCAGAUCUGGAAAUGGAUUUGGGAUCGGAAUAUCCAUCCAAAAAUUUCGGUGUUUCUUUGGCGAAUCCUUAAUGAAGCUAUUCCUACUAAGAAUAGACUUCCUUUCGUUAGAGACAAAGAUUGUAGUUUGUGUGGCGGUGGAAGAGAAUGUGCUAUUCAUUUAUUUCGGGAUUGUAGCUUCUCUAAAGCUAUUUGGCUGGGAGGGUAUUAUCCAUUGAUCAUUGAUAGCAUUCCAGGGGAUAACAUGAUCAAUUUCUUGGAAGCUCUCAUCUCCUCCCUGCCUAUUGAGAGAUCAGAGCUUUUAAAUUUUGUAGGAUGUGUGUUCUCUGAAAUUUGGAAUCAACGAAAUGCACUUUGUAUGAGGAGCACUGUUGCCGAUCCCCUCUCUGCUUUACAAAGAAUUCUUAAUUCUGUUAAGGAAUUAAAUCUGGUGUGUGACAACAAAGCCAAGGAUAUGUGCAUUCUUGCCCAUGAUCCUGUUUUAGAUUCGGUACAACAAGUUUUUGACGGUCAGAGUGAAGAGCACAUGACCCAGGUGGCUCAUGUCAUCUUCACGGAUGCUUCCUGGGUAGAUGGCUUAGCAGGUUUAGCUGUUGUUGGUGUUGACCGUUUAAAUGGUUGCUGGUUUGUCAAUGCUCAAAAAUCCAAAGCAGCCUCGGCACUUGAAGCUGAACUUCAAGCAAUCCUUUUGGCUUUAUCCUGGGCUGUUGACUCUGGUUGGAAUGAAGUUCAUGUACUUUCAGACUCUUUGGUAGCAGUUACAGCUCUAAACGCAGGAGAAAGGCCUCCCAAUUGGAAAUUUGCUAGUAUUUUCUUUUCAGUAGUUAAUGUUUCUAAAAAACUUUCUUUGUGCAAGUUCUAUUUUAUUAAUCGUAGUUUAAAUUCUGUGGUUGAUGGUAUGGCUAAAAGCGCUAGAGUCGCUAUUGAUCAAGUCGUUUUGUAUCAAGGGGAGGGAAUUCCCCCUGUGGUUCCCAUCUAUUUUUCUAGUUAA
Cannabis sativa is the source of this 1275-nucleotide messenger RNA. RefSeq lists its product as uncharacterized. Gene Ontology annotation, molecular function: RNA-DNA hybrid ribonuclease activity; nucleic acid binding. The transcript has a single exon. NCBI's taxonomy places the organism in Eukaryota, Viridiplantae, Streptophyta, Magnoliopsida, Rosales, Cannabaceae. The record is from RefSeq and is a predicted model, not a curated record. The coding region runs from base 1 to 1275 and encodes 424 amino acids.